Messenger RNA from Ziziphus jujuba (common jujube), 841 nucleotides. Its product is annotated as protein CURVATURE THYLAKOID 1C, chloroplastic. The record is from RefSeq and is a predicted model, not a curated record. Bases 157 to 600 code for a protein of 147 amino acids. Gene Ontology annotation, cellular component: chloroplast thylakoid membrane; thylakoid. The transcript has 7 exons. Lineage: Eukaryota; Viridiplantae; Streptophyta; Magnoliopsida; Rosales; Rhamnaceae.
UAUAGAGCCAAAUAAGUCCUAAAGAAAUGGAAAACGAAAUUUUAUGUGGUGUGUGGAACACAGAGCACUGAGUCCUCUCUUUCACUCUCGCUACGACUACAGAAGAAAGCAAGAAGUCAGUCAUUGGGUACCCUGUCAAGUGUCAACCUUGUAGACAUGGCUUCCAUCAUUGCAAGCUUGCCUCCAUCAUUGUUGGCCAAUGAAAGAAAAUCCCUUUUCAGAGCUCUUCCUAAACUUCCAGUUUAUUCUGUUGGAGAGAGACAGAAUCGUGUUUCUUUUGUUGCUGUGAAGGCUACAGGGGAAAGCUCCGAGUCUUCAAGCUCUCUUAGCAUUGUCAAGUCUGUUCAAAGUGCCUGGGAUAAAUCUGAAGAUCGGCUGGCUUUUGUUGGGUUGGGAUUUGCAGCUGUAGUAGCCCUAUGGGCAUCAACGAAUCUGAUUACAGCUAUUGACAGGUUGCCAGUAAUCCCAGGCCUACUAGAACUCGUUGGCAUACUAUUCUCUUGGUGGUUUAUUUAUCGCUACCUCUUAUUCAAACCUGAUCGGGAAGAGCUUAUCCAAAUCAUCAACAAAGCAAUAUCAGAAAUCUUGGGCGGCCAGUGAGAGGUGCUUCUCAGUAAAUAAGCUGCAGUAAUCAGAUAGCGUAUUUGUGAGAAAAGGGGAUGUUUUCAGGGUGGGGAAGACAGGAAAAGGAGAGGAGUGAUGUCAUUGUAAAAUGGUGGCGCUCAAAACAUGACCACCGUUAUUAUUAGUUGUAAAGUUGCUAUUCGUUUAUGACGUGUACAUCCUAUGCUAUGCUUAUCAUUUUCAAUUGUAGCAGAAAAUGGCAUGCACUUUUAUACCA